Molecule: messenger RNA, 1101 nt
Organism: Maudiozyma barnettii
Lineage: Eukaryota; Fungi; Ascomycota; Saccharomycetes; Saccharomycetales; Saccharomycetaceae
Gene: CCP1
Product: cytochrome-c peroxidase
Exons: 1
Coding region: 1-1101 (366 amino acids)
Biological process (GO): hydrogen peroxide catabolic process; response to reactive oxygen species; cellular response to oxidative stress
Molecular function (GO): heme binding; peroxidase activity
Source: RefSeq, a predicted model, not a curated record
AUGUAUGCUAAUAAAGCUUUGCCUCUAUUUUCUAGAACAAUCUCUAGAAGAUCCUUAUAUUUAUUCUCCGCUGCCACUUUAGCAGGCGCUGCUGCUACAGUGACUACCGCCGCUGCAUUCGAUAAUAAGAAACAAUACAACUAUGGUAAUCGUAACAACAACAACAACAACAACAAGAGUGGUUGGGGUAUGUUUGGUACUGCCACUGCUGCCGCUGCUGCCGUUCCAAUUGUUCACAUUGCUGCUGUGAAUAAAGAAAGAACCAUUGACGAUUAUCAACGUAUUUAUAACAAAAUUGCUGAAAAGAUUAGGGAAGAUGACGAAUAUGAUGGAUACAUUGGUUAUGGACCUAUAUUGGUUCGUUUAGGAUGGCAUUCAUCUGGUACUUACAAUAAAGAAAAUAAUUCUGGUGGUUCUUAUGGUGGUACUUAUCGUUUUAAAUUGGAAAACACAGACCCUUCAAAUAAUGGUCUACAAAAUGCCGCUCAUUUCUUAGAUCCAAUCUAUAAAGAAUUUAAUUGGAUUUCUCAUGGUGAUUUAUACACUUUAGGUGCUGUAUGUGCAGUUCAAGAAGCUCAAGGUCCAAAGAUUAAAUGGAGACCAGGUAGAGUGGAUUUACCAGAAAGUGCUACCCCAGAAAAUGGUAGAUUACCUGACGCUGUUAAUGGUGCUGAUUACGUUAGAAAUUUUUAUGCUAGAUUAAAGAUGAACGAUAGAGAAGCCGUCGCUUUAACUGGUGCUCAUUGCCUAGGUAGAACUCAUUUGAAAAAUUCUGGAUUUGAUGGUCCUUGGGGUGCCGCAAGUAGUAGUUUCACUAAUGAAUUCUUUGUGAAUCUAUUAAAUGAACAAUGGAAAUUAGAAAAAAAUGCUGCAGGUAACAAACAAUACGAUUCUCCAAAAGGUUAUAUGAUGUUAGAAACAGAUUAUGCUUUGGUUCAAGAUCCAAUCUAUUUAAAGAUCGUUAAAGAAUACGCUAAUAAUGAAGCUUCAUUCUUUAAAGAUUUCGCUUCUUCUUUCCAAAAAUUAUUGGAAAAUGGUAUUGAUUACCCAAAGGGAGCUCCAGAAUAUGUCUUUAAGACUCUUGAUGAUCAAGACAUGUAA